Ananas comosus (pineapple) is the source of this 1220-nucleotide messenger RNA. RefSeq names its product protein GLUTAMINE DUMPER 5-like. The transcript has a single exon. The record is from RefSeq and is a predicted model, not a curated record. Gene Ontology annotation, biological process: regulation of amino acid export. The coding region runs from base 536 to 982 and encodes 148 amino acids. NCBI's taxonomy places the organism in Eukaryota, Viridiplantae, Streptophyta, Magnoliopsida, Poales, Bromeliaceae.
CUCUCUCUCUCUCUCUCUCUCUCUCUCUCUCUCUCUCUCUAAAACGUUUCCUUUCUCUCACUAAAAGCCUUUCUCUCUAGAGGUACAUCACUACUCUACAUAUGUUCCCUUUCUCUCUCUCUAAAACCCACUCUCUCUCUCUAUCUCUAACACCCUAGCACUCACCAUACCAUUUCUCAAGCACCUCCUCUUCUCCCUCCAUCCCCUCUCUCUCUCUCUCUAAAACGUCUCCUUUCUCUCACUAAAACUCUCUCUCUCUCUCUCUAGAGGUACAUCACUACUCUAUCUGUGUCCCCUUUCUCUCUCUUUAAAACCCCCUCUCUCUAAACUCUCUCUCUCUAAACGCAUCACCACUCACCACCUCAUUUCUCUCUCUCUCUCUCUAAACUCUCUCUCUAAACGCAUCACCACUCACCACCUCAUUUCUCUCUCUAAGACUCUCUCUCUCAUCUCCAAACCCUAGCAAGCAAUCGAUCAAAACCCCAGCAAAAUUAAGAAGAGGGGAGAUCGAACGGCGUACCGAUCGGAGCAAUCGAUGAGGCCGUACCUCGGUGAUCUCCUCCCCCCACCCUCGGCGGCGGCGGCGGCGGCGGCGCCCCUCGGGGCGGCGCCCCGGCCGCCUCCGCCGCUGGGCUCGUCGCCGGUGCCCUACCUCUUCGGCGGGAUCGCCGCCAUGCUCGGCGUCAUCGCCCUCGCCCUCCUCCUCCUCGCCUGCUCCUACUGGAAGCUCUCCGGCGACCUCGACUCCCCCUCCCCCGCCGCCGCCGCCGGGGACGACGACGGCGCCGACCACCGCGGCGCCGGCGCCGCCGCGAAGUCAGGGGUGGUGGUGAUCGUCAUGGCCGGGGAGGAGGAGCCCUCGUUCCUCGGCGUCCCCGUCGACGCGAAGCCGAGGGAGGCGGGUAUUUAUAAGGGGCCCGCUUCGGAGGGCACGGUCGGUGAUCAUAAGGAGGGCGGUGAGGUUACCUCACAGGGGCAGUGAGGUUACCGCACGGGACUCGAGGCGAGGGGGGUAAAGAGGGAACGUAAAAAAUGUGCGGAGGCCCCCCUCAACUAUACCGGUUUUUUAAAUGAGCCCCUUUUAACUUUUGUUUGCUUGAUUGAAACUUUGUCCGUUUAUAGUUUCUUUUUCAAAAUUAGGUGAUUUUAGCUAAAAAGAUAAUGAUUGAAAAUUCUAUGUAAUUUGUUGAUGAUUUUAUCAAAUUUAAUGACUUUAAUUA